Messenger RNA from Argentina anserina (silverweed cinquefoil), 2086 nucleotides. RefSeq lists its product as uncharacterized. Gene Ontology annotation, molecular function: RNA binding; U1 snRNP binding. NCBI's taxonomy places the organism in Eukaryota, Viridiplantae, Streptophyta, Magnoliopsida, Rosales, Rosaceae. The record is from RefSeq and is a predicted model, not a curated record. Bases 71 to 1804 code for a protein of 577 amino acids. Gene Ontology annotation, cellular component: nucleus. The transcript is spliced from 13 exons. Gene Ontology annotation, biological process: mRNA processing.
ACCAAAUCCUUUCCCGUUUACUCAAACCCUUCAAAACCCUAGAAAUCCCAAAACUCUCUGAAUCGCAGCCAUGGAUUUCGACGAGUACGAUUACCUCGAGAAGACUGUGCAGGAUAACGACGACCGCGACUCCAAGAAGAAGCCGGCCAAGAAGGACCCAUCCGCCGAGAAGAGCUACCGUAAGAGAGACGCCGGCGCCGAAGAGGAAGAGAAGAAGAGCAGCAAGAGGUCCAGAGGUGGUGGCGGCGACCACGAGAACGGCCGCGAUAAGGAAAAGGAUAGAGAUAGGGACGUGGAUCGCCACCACCGCAGCGGGAGAGAGAGGGAGAGGGACGGCGAGCGGGACAAGGAUCGCGGCGGCGAGAGGGAGAGGGAGAGGAGCGGUAGGGAUAAGGAGAAGGAGAGGGAGAGGAGGGAGAGGGAUAAAGAGAAGGAGAAGGAGAAGGAGAGGAGAGAGAGGGAGGAGAGAGAGAAGGAUGAGAAGGAGAGGGAGAGGAGUGCGAGUAGGUUGGAGAGGGAGAGGUCGAGGAGGAGUGUGAGCAGGUCGGAGAGGGAGGAGAAGGAGAGGUCCAGGAGGAGUAGGAGCCACACUGAUCGAGAUAGGGAGAGGGAAGUUAGGGAGAAGGAACGAGAGUUUGAGAUGAAUGAGAGCAGGAGGUUUAAAGACAAAAAAGAAAUGGCGGAGCCUGAAGCUGAUCCAGAAAGGGAUCAGAGAACUGUUUUCGCUUACCAGAUGCCACUGAAGGCGACUGAGCGAGAUGUUUAUGAAUUCUUCUCAAAAGCGGGCAAGGUGAGGGAUGUCCGGCUGAUCAUGGACAGGAAUUCAAGACGAUCAAAAGGAGUUGGGUAUAUUGAAUUUUAUGAUGCAAUGCAUGUGCCAAUGGCAAUUGCUCUCUCAGGCCAGCUACUUCUUGGACAACCUGUAAUGGUGAAACCUUCAGAGGCAGAAAAGAAUCUUGUUCAAUCAACUGCUUCCGGUGGUACCACAGGCAUAGUAGGACCAUACGGUGCAGUUGACAGGAAAUUAUAUGUAGGGAACUUGCAUUUUAACAUGACUGAGACUCAUCUUAGAGAGAUUUUUGAACCAUUUGGUCCGGUGGAGCUCGUGCAACUUCCCCUUGAUAUUGAGACAUCACAGUGCAAGGGGUUUGGGUUUGUUCAAUUUGCUCAUCUAGAACAUGCCAAAGCAGCUCAAAGUUUGAAUGGGAAGUUGGACAUUGCCGGUCGAACUAUCAAGGUUUCAUCUGUUACAGAUCAUGUUGGCUCGCAAGAGGCUGGAGCAAAAUCUGCAGAUUUUGAUGAUGAUGAUGGUGGUGGUUUGUCUUUAAAUGCACAAUCUAGGGCACUGUUAAUGCAAAAGCUAGACCGAACAGGAACUGCCACAAGUAUUGCUGGUUCUCUUGGAGUUCCUGUGCUGAAUGGGUCAGCACCAAAUUUGCCGAUAAAUGGUCAAGCUCCAUUUUCUGCACCAUUUCUUCCAGCAAAAGUUAUGCCGACUGCAGAACCUAUUGGAAACCCAAGUGAAUGUCUAUUAUUGAAGGAUAUGUUUGAUCCCAUGACGGAGAUGGAUCCAGAGUUUGAUGCGGACAUAAAAGAAGAUGUAGAAGAGGAAUGUAAUAAAUAUGGUCGUGUGAAGCAUAUUUACGUGGAAAAAAACAGUGCUGGUUAUGUGUAUUUGCGGUUUGAAACUGUGGAAGGCGCAGCUGCAGCUCAACGUGCAAUGCAUCUGAGAUGGUUUGCAGGCAGGCAAAUUUCAGCCACUUUUAUGCAACCACAAGUUUACCAGGCGAAGUUUGGAGUUUGACCCAUGACAACGUGCAGGAGAGGAAGUGUAAUGCAUGCUUUUAGUUGAAGGGUAGCUAUUCUAGCUAUAUGUUUGUUUUUUAGAUAUUUGACUCCCGAGUUUAAUUUAUACAUGUUAAUUACGUCGAAUGGGAUGGCACUCGGUAGAAAAUGUGUAGUUUGUAUUCCAACCUUUGUUUUUAAUAUCAAGAGUUCAGUUUUCUGGGUUGCCUGCAUUUGCUUCAUUAUGAACCCGACAAUGAUACUUGUAAAACACGUUGAAUUGUACAGCCAUGUUGGUCUA